AUGAACAACAACAACAAAACGACGACCGACAUAACGAAUGACUCGAACUACAAGAAGUACACCUCAGCCAUUGACAGCGCACUGAGAUCAUUUGAAAACACAAGUGAAUGGGCUGAUUUGAUUGCGGCAUUGGGGAAACUCAACAAAGUGUUGAAUUCCUACAGCAAGUAUACAAAAAUUCCUCGAAAAGUGCUGAUAGGCAAGCGCUUGGCUCAAUGUCUUCAUCCCUCCCUACCGAACGGAGUGCAUUUGAAGGCCCUCGAGACGUACAACAUCAUCUUCAGGUGCAUCGGACCGCACGAACUCUCACUCGACAUCUUCAUCUAUAGCUGUGGACUCUUUCCACUCUUGAGUUAUGCAGCGAUCAACGUCCGACCCGUCUUACUCAGUAUUUAUGAAAAUCAUUUUGUGCCUCUCAACUCUUCCAUACGACCUGCCAUGACGGGAUUGCUAAUGGGAUUAUUGCCUGGUUUCGAAAAUGCUUCAGAGUAUUUUGAGAGAAUGCAGCAGCUGUUGGAAUCAUUCAGCGAAUGCGUGGAUAAGAGCCACUUCUACACGUGCAUGUGGGAGUGCAUCAACUGCAACUCAGCUGUCAGGUGUGCUGGCCUCAACUUCAUCAUCAUGCACUUUGACAAGAAGCAGUCAAUGGAAGAUCAGAUAUACCUCAUGGGUACCAACAUAUGCCUGCUGAUUCAUCCGGGUAGCCGACCCUCGGCCAACCCAGCCGUCUAUCCUUCCGAGGUCGGUAAAUGGGGAGACGACGUAAGUUGUCGCAUGUUGGCCGGCGAGAUGGCUCAGUAG
This is a messenger RNA of Helobdella robusta, 801 nucleotides long. RefSeq lists its product as hypothetical. Lineage: Eukaryota; Metazoa; Annelida; Clitellata; Rhynchobdellida; Glossiphoniidae. The transcript has 4 exons. The record is from RefSeq and is a predicted model, not a curated record. The coding region runs from base 1 to 801 and encodes 266 amino acids. Gene Ontology annotation, cellular component: trans-Golgi network; endosome. Gene Ontology annotation, biological process: Golgi to endosome transport.